UAUUUUAUGAUGCAUUAGUGUCCACUUCAAUGGUCUGUGUGCAUUUAUAACAUAAAAAUCCACAAGAAGCACAAGGAAAUGGCUUUUAAAUAGCUAACCACUAUACUGACCACUGUGCAUGAAAGGGUUAAUUUCUUAGCACUGUUUCAUUUGGACUUUCACAUUCCACAGCCACACAUCACUUCUUUAAAAGCCACAGUGAAAUGUAAAAAUGCGGAAUUUUAUCCCACAUGCAUCAAGCUCCAGACUCACGUACUGUCACCAGGAGACAUUCCGGACAGUGGGGUUAUUGCACCUGUAGACAUCUUGGUUCUCAGACCAGUUUUGGAGCUUUAGGCCAAAUAACACCGAUACCACGUACAGAACCAGGGCGAAACUGCUGGCUUGAGUUUGUUUCAGAUGACCGAGCGCGCGUGUGUGCGUGUGUGUGUUUGUGUGUGUGCGUGUAUGUGUGAGAAAGAGAGCGAGAGAGGUGAUCGGUGUGGGGUGGAAUCAAAGGGUUGAGACUUAUUGUUCUAAUGUGAAAAGGAGCUAAUGGUCGACCAUCGAAACUCGGGAUCUGAAAUCAACGGGGUGCCCGGGGGCCACGAAGCACAAUGGCUUCCCCCCCUCCUUCCCCGCAGUGCGUCUUCCUGCCGCAAUCUGCGGCCAAUGGCUCGCGCUGGGGGGAGCACCAUCUGCAGCGAUGGUCCGGCCAUCCAGGCCCCUGACUGAGCACCGAUCCAAGGUGAAUAAUACCUCACCUGAACGAACAACCCAUCCAUUGGCCUACCACAUUACCAAUGCAACGACUAAAAUAUCGAUUGGAGUUUAAGGGAAAUAUUUUGGUCUUCAAAAAAUGAGACCAAUAGUUAUUGCAAAUUGUAAUGCAAAUUCCCACUGCAGUUUGCAUGAAACACAUUCAUAAAAAUGAUUCAUCCAAUUUAAAACAAACCUAACAAAGCAACAUCCUCCUAAAUUAAUGGCCUAAGUAAUGCUUCUUUUUUGUUGUUGUUGUCGUCAAAAGUGAUUUUUCUUUUCGUCUUCUGGAAAGAAAGAGGUGGCGAUUGUUGUUUUCCUUUUCUUCUUUCUUUCAAUCUUUUUUUUCCCCCCAAAAAAAAUAUUUUCGGCAAAAAUACGUCUUAAGCCAUUAUUUCAGGAGGUUGACGAUGAGUGAAAUGUGUUCAUGGGCCACAGCUUUGAAUGUUAACAUCCUACCUAGAGAGUCACCAAAAUGUGCCAUUGUUUGUUUCUAAUUAAAUAUGUCCACGAGUAAUUAAGUUAGCAUGUUUGAUAACUGUUCCAGCUUAGGCCCACAGGGUUAUCUUUUUUUAAUAGAUUAAUGCAGAGCAAAGCGAAGUAUUUUCAUAAGGAUUAUAAUAUCAAAGCCAUUUCCUUAAGAAAGCAUAAUUUAAACAACUAUAGCUUUAUAAUUCAUGAAUGAGGAGAACAGUAUGGUGUUACAGUAUGUAUUUAUAGUGGAGGUGACCCGUGUCUGCUUAGCAUUGUAAAUCCGCUUAUUUCCCCCCUUAUUUCGGCUGCAUCAACUAUGUUUCGCCUUAGUGCAGCUUAGACUUGCUUCAGUUUCGCAAAAAUUGCGAAGAUUCUGUGGAAAAUGAACCCCAAAGUUUCCAAAAGACACGCCCACUUCUCUGCGCAAGAAUCAAGGUCAUUCACGAAUGUCCCAUCAGCUGUGCGUAAUUGUCCGCACCAGCCAAUGGGCGUACAGUAGGCCGAUCUCCAUCUCCCGCAGCUGUGAUAAGUAAAACCCGUGGAGCCACCGCAAGGAACGAACAUUUGAGUUGAGAGGUGGUUGUGAACACAGGGGUCUAAGGGAGGAGGCCAGAGAGUGACGACGAUGUAAUCGUUUAGGAAACUGAUGCCUUCUUAACACGUUUCUGUCGCCUUAGAUUGUUCUUUUCUUUCUUUUUUUUAAGAUUAAAUCAGAUGGGCAGCUUUCAAUCGAGCCAUUUCUAACUUUUUGAAAAUUAUUUAUAUAAUUUGAGUUACUUGUAAGCAAGAUUUUACACUCCCAGGAAGAUGUCUGACAGAUCGCAGACCCCGGAGAUCCAAAGUCGACCUUAUGACUUCAGCCGGGCUGGCGCUUGCAACACUCAGGUUUUGGGUCAGGAAGGCAUGGGCAACUCUUCGUGCUUCCAGCUUCCUCACCCGGUUUUUCACGACCCGAGUCUGCUUUACAGCAAGCCAGCCUACGGAGGGAUCACACCCGCGCCAACCCAAACGUAUUUCCCGUUUCCACACGUCGCCGGUGACUACAGAGGAUCCGAUCUGCAGGCUGGGGACUUUGGGCAACCAAAGCAUUGGUAUCCCUUCGCUGCAUCCGAGUACACUGGCCAGGUACCCGGCGUGAUUGCGGCCACCCAGCCAAUAAACGGGAGCCCCCCGAUAGCCGAGACUCGGGAGCAAAUCAGAUUGCCCGAGAUCAAGACUGAGAAGGACACUGGAAAUGAUUAUCCGACCGAAAUGAAGGUUCAACAGUAUCCGAUUCCUGCACCUUCCACAAGCAUGACCCAUGGAGUCUUCUACCCACCGACUUGGAACCCCUCCUUCUGGCCCGGGGUCACUCACAUCACCCAACCAGGAAGCAAUAAUCAAAACCCCUCAGCGUCCUCGACAUCGUCCCCGUCAACGUCUCCUUCACCUCCAAGCAAUGGGACCCAGGGAAACGCGUUUUUCAGCGCAAACGCGAACCAGGCUCCGUCAGAGCCCCAGGCACAGAACACGGCUCCCAACACGCGGAGCAGCGGAUCCUCAAGUGGGGGUUGCAGCGACUCUGAAGAGGAGAACCUCACCACUGCCGAACUGGAGCAAUUUUCCAAAGAGUUGAAACACAAACGGAUAACUUUGGGGUUCACUCAGGCAGAUGUUGGCCUAGCUCUUGGUAACCUUUACGGCAAAAUGUUCAGCCAGACAACCAUUUGCCGCUUUGAGGCUCUGCAGCUGAGCUUAAAGAACAUGUGCAAGCUGAAGCCCCUUCUGCAGAGAUGGCUGGAUGAGGCAGAAACUUCGGAAAAUCCUCAGGAGAUGUACAAGAUUGAGCGAGUGUUUGUCGACACCAGAAAGAGAAAGCGGAGGACCAGUCUGGAGGGAGCGGUCCGGUCUGCGUUGGAGGCCUACUUUAUCAAAUGUCCCAAGCCCAACACUCAAGAAAUAACACAAAUCUCAGAUGAUCUGGGCCUGGAAAGAGAUGUGGUGCGUGUUUGGUUCUGCAAUCGAAGACAGAAGGGGAAGCGUCUGGCCCUGCCGCUGGACGAGGAGUGUGAAGGCCAGUACUAUGAGCAGAACCCUUCACCGUUGAACAUGGCCCCUAACCCUGUCCAAGGCCAAGCCUACCCAUCCUCCAGCUACCCCGGAGCACCUCCUCCAACCCUCUACAUGCCCCCGCUUCACCGAGCGGAUGUUCUGAAACAUGCUCUGCACUCUGGAUUGGUUGGUCACCUGACUGGUUAAACUGGUGGGUAGUCUCCCUGCCAGACUACAGUUUUCUUCAAGCAUCCAUCUACACCCAACCUGAGCUGAAAAUGGGAUAUGAUUCCAUAUUGACUUGAUGUGAAAUGAGGCAAAUGUCAAGUGGGAGAGGGCUGUUUCUUUUUGACUAUUAAAAAAACAGAAAAAAAAGACUAGGCCUUAAUCAGCGUUUGUAAAUCGGUGCCUUUCUUUUCUUGUCUUGUGGAUAUUUUAAACCGUCAGUGUUUUGCAGAUUUGUACUUUGUUUUCUGAUAUGGAGGUAAAGUUAUAAGGUUAGACUUUUAAUACUGCUGAACCCCAGAGUAGGCUUGACCACAAAUGAUUCAGUCAUGUCUAUUUGUGCAAUACUUUAUCGGAAACUGAAAGCUGUUGGUAACAUUAAACUUGGAUUUUUUGUUUUUUAAUUAUUAUUUGCACAAACUUGUAAUCAUCACUAUCGCCAGCCAUAAAAAAAAAUGGGUUUAUGGUUGCAUGCAUUGUAAUUUAAAAUCAAGAUUUUAGAAGUGAAAAUGGGAGUGUUUCAUGAGUAUUGGCUGCUAAAUUUCUUUUUUCUUUUU
Poecilia reticulata (guppy) is the source of this 4025-nucleotide messenger RNA. RefSeq names its product POU domain, class 5, transcription factor 3 (gene pou5f3). Gene Ontology annotation, biological process: regulation of transcription by RNA polymerase II. Lineage: Eukaryota; Metazoa; Chordata; Actinopteri; Cyprinodontiformes; Poeciliidae. The record is from RefSeq and is a predicted model, not a curated record. Gene Ontology annotation, molecular function: DNA-binding transcription factor activity, RNA polymerase II-specific; RNA polymerase II cis-regulatory region sequence-specific DNA binding.